AAAUAAACAUUGUUGAUAUUGACAUAAUUGGGGAGGAAAUGAAUAUGUGGAUUUGUGUAGAACAAGAGGGGUUAUUUAGUUAAAAAUAGUAAAUGCUGCAUGAAUAUUGGAAAUUAUAAAACAGUGUUCAAAUAUAUAUUGACAUGAUGAAUUUGUGAAGAAAAAUGGCUUAGAAAGGCAUUGAGGUUAAAGGCAUUAUUCAGCAUGGAAUACUUAUUUAACAUAUAUGGAACGCUGUGAUUUGUACAGUUAAUUGAGUAAUGUUUUGUUUUUGUUUAAUUUGUGCGCUGAUUGGAUAUAUUUUUUAAAAUGGGUACUUCAUCCAGUACAUUAGAAAGUCCAAAUAUAGACAUACAUGAUGUGUUUAAUGAUCAAUACAGGAUUAAGAUCUAUACAGAUUGGGCAAACCAUUACUUGGAAAAGGCUCGUAAUAAAAGGUUCAUCAGUGAUCUCCAACAAGAUGUUUCUGAUGGUGUCCUCUUAGCAGAUGUCAUAGAGGCUGUCACAAAUGAAAAAAUCAGGGAAAUAAAGUCCAAACCAAAGAAUACAGCUCAAAUGGUUGAAAAUAUCAACACUUGUCUUACAUUCCUGGCCAAUCUUGGUGUAAGUGUAGAAGGACUCUCAGCUAAAGAUAUAAAAGAUGGGAAUCUUAAAGCUAUAUUAGGCCUGUUCUUUAGUUUGUCACGAUUCAAACAACAGCAGAAGACACAGCAGAAACAGGAACACAAUAAAUGUCAUUCAGGGGAGACAACUCACCAGUCAAGUGGCAGCAGCAAAAACCAGCUCAGUAGUAGUGAUUCACAAUCAAGGCUUCCAUCUCCAUUUAAGUCAGGGAAUAGUAAAUGUCCUACCAUAACUAAUCCAUCAACCAAACCAUCAUCCGGUAGUAAAUCAACCAGCAAAUCAUCAGCCGACAAGCAUCUCAACCAACAGAACAACAACCAACAAUCAGCUACAUUACCAGCAGGUUCUUCUUUGAAUACUGUUAAAAGCAGUCAUCCAUCAUCCCGAGCUACAUCACCCGCUGUUCCAGGAUCUGGUAUUCCAACUCCUGGUGGUCGCUCUUUGACUACACCGAGACCAUCUGGAGAGAAACAGCCAAGAGUCGUCAGUACAGGAAGUACGACCUCAACAAGUUCAACUGCUUCAAACAAAAGUACUUCACAGAAAUCGGCACCACAAAAUAAAAACUCUAUGUUGGAUAAAUUUAAAUUUUUCAACUCCAAGGACAAAUCCAAGGGCAAAAGUGGAGUUCCUAAAAGCACUUCAAAAACAAGUACUGGUAGUACUGCGAGCACAAGUUCCUCAUCCUUAGCUUUGAGUAGCGAUAGGGAUUCUAGAAUCAGUACAGAUACCAGGUCAAGUACUGCUAGUGCAAGAAGUUCAAGUUCUACUGAUCCUGGUGCUAUAAGUUUUUCACCAGAAUCAGAAAGUCCCAAACUUCCACCAAAAACUAAGUCCCUUGGAAAAACGGUUAACAAGAAGGAGCACCCAUCUACGUUGCCUUUGGCACAGAAUGAGAAACUUUAUUCAUCAUCUGCUUCUGAUCAUGGAUCUGGAGUUAAAAAAUCAUCAAGUAAAACAGAUUUAAAAUCAGGACAAAAAGGGACAAAAAUUGGAACUCUCAUCCCAUCAAAGUCUGCAUCUAAAUCAUCGAAAUCCACAUCAUCAACGCCAACGAGCACAGGUAUACGGACACCGACAAGCAUUCCAAAACCAGGAAAAUCUCGUAGUAAAGAUGAGAAAUCCAAAAGUCAUUCUCAGUCGUCGUCUGCAGCUACAUCACCAUCAGUGUCAGGAGUGCCAUCAACAAAACAUUCAGGAUUAAGUGCAUAUGGGUCACCAUCAGUAGGGUCACAUUCAAAACAACACUAUGAAACAAUAAGUGACCACUCAAAAACAAGUGUGCAGGAUUCAGACAAGAUGUUACAGAUGAAAGGUAGAUACACAGAAAUUGACUAUUCUGACGGGAAAAUAGACCGAGUUGGUGAUGGCCAAUAUUCUAAAAGUAGUUCCAAAAUGUCUGGAUAUCAGAGUGGUAUUCAAAAGCCUUCAGUGAAUAAAGAAGGAAACUUACAACAAACAGUCAAUGUUGUAAAACCAACAUGUUCGGUGGCUAAUACUCAAAUGCAUGCCAUGACUGGCAUAUCUGAUCUCAAUACACAAUCAGGAAUAAUAAACCGUGCAUUACCUCCACCUCUCCCAAAGACAGAACCGCCCCCUAGGAGUAACACACCCUCAAUGAAAGAUCAUAGUAAUAACUCUGUGCCACAUGGUGCUAAAAACGAGAGUCCCGGUUCUCCGACAGGACAAUCAUCAAUAUCAGGCCAUAAAAGUGAUUCCACAUCGUCAUCGUCUAGUCAUAGCGGACCUAGUGGUAAUAAUAGUAACUCGUCAACGGAAAGUGUGAUAUAUCGUCCGUCAGACUCAGGCUCUGAUGUUGGAAGUAUUAGUGCUACAAGUUCACCGAGGCUAGGAUUGAAAGUGUUACAGCCUCAACAACCAAUAAAUAAAUCAGCAAACAAUGUGGCAAUCGUUCAACCACGACAUGGUGAAAAAGUGGAAACAACAUUUGAUUCUGAAGUCAGGACAAAAACUGUGAAUAAAGACAAAGAAAAAAGUUCAAAAGAGACUACUUUUUCUGAAAAAGAGACAACAUUUGUGGACGAUUCUGGUGAAGCAAUGGAUAUUAAGCCGAUGCAGCCGAUAUUAAGAGCAAUGCCAUAUGGGACAGGAUAUUUACGAGGGUACACUACUCCACCAGGAAAAAUCUUUCACAAUCCAGGUUAUGCUACUCCUACUGCAACUUACUUCGCUAGCACAAGCCGGUUAGGUAUGAAUCGUCCUCUAAUGGAUCAUGGGAAAUUUUAUUCUGGUCCGAUAAGAAAAACACCAUCUAGUGGAUUAAAUAGUUCAUUUGAUGGAGAUUAUAGUUCUGAUUAUGAAAGCUUUGAUUACAUAUCUGGAUAUAUGUCAGAUGGGGAUAUACUUAAAGGAAGUCAAAACAAAGUGGAUGAAAUGAAUUGUGGGUACAUGAGUGAAGGUGGCGCUUCACUUUAUGCCAGACGUUUACAACAGAGGUUCAGAGAAGGGAUGCAAGCUGUUAAAGAAUCCAUGCAGAAAAAUAACGGCAUGAUUGAUGAUGAUAGACAACAUCACAGAAAGUUUCAGCCAAAAAGGAGGCAAUCUGUUCCCAGAUCUGUUCGUUUUGAUGACAGCAGUUCCAUCAGUAGCGGUGAGAUCAGUGAUGCUGUCAACGAGAUUAGUACAGAUGAUGGAAAUUUAACGGGAGGAUCAUCACAAAGUGAUACCAAUCCUUAUCAUAGUCUGAAACGAGCUCCUCAGAAAGAUGUACGUCAACAAGGACAGUUUCCCGUCAAAAGGGCACCGAAUCUCGGAACCAGUGCUUUUAUGGGUUCUGACUACGGUGGUGAAAGUGGUCCAAUUUCUGGUUGGCGCAAAUACUCACUACCUCAAACUAAUAGACUGCUAAGCAGCGAUCCUGCUGAUUAUGCAUAUCUUUAUAAUAAUUAUGAACAGUUACACUCGUGGCGGACUAAUCAAGCAAAUCAACUGAGAAAAUUGUCUAACGUUAGUCAGCCAGAAAUACAUCAUUACCGCAGACAUAGUGAUGAUUACGCAAAUAGUGAAACAUCAAAUAAACGGGAUUCUGAAACAAACACAGACCAAUCUCAUCUGCUAGAAUCAAGUAUGAGAAGAAUGCAACAGGGACGUCCCGGUUCUGGUGGGUCAAUAGGUCAGGGCAUAUAUGGUUACCGAAGACCAACAAGUAAUACGAGUACGUCAUCAGCAGGAAGUGGCAAAGGUGAAGAGGUCAUUAAGAGUUCAACUGUUGGAGGUAGACUGGCUAGACAUGCAAUAGAUUCCAAUGGUAACCGGAAUGAAAAUGCACAUGGCAUACCACGACCGGGGAGUGCUCAGGCUCUGCGUUGUACCACACCAGUGAAAACAGAUAUGGGACCCGAUGGAUAUGGAGCAUCAACUUUAGAGAGGCGAAAGAAAGGCAGCAUGUCAAGUUUAAAAUCCUCAAAUUCAGCACAGACUGAUAGUGAAAUAUAUAAAUCUAAUACACUUGGAAGAACUAAAAAGGGAUACGGGAACGGAAUAGUGAAAGGGCCCCCACAAGGUCUAACAAAAUCAGCGACUUUGGAUUAUUCUUUUUCUGACUAUGACUACACCUCGGUCCAUGGAUCCAAUCUAUCUCUGGUGUCCAGCGCUUCCUCACACUACUCGACAGCUGAAGAGAAACAGAAUGCUGAGGUUCGUAAAUUACGCAGAGAGCUGGAGGCUGCACAGGAAAAAGUGUCAACGCUGACAACACAACUCAGCACAAAUGCCCAUGUCGUGGCAGCAUUUGAACAGAGUCUAUCCAACAUGACCCACAGGCUUCAACACCUGACGUCGACCUCCAAUCAAAAGGACUCUGAACUCAAUGAACUACGGACAACAAUAGAAUCCUUGAAAAGACAAAGUGGCUUUAAUAUACCAGACCCAAUCAUCAGCCCCAAUGUAGGACGUCGCCAUACAUCCCCUGGUAUGGUCGCUAAAGUUGAUAUUCAUAGCUCUCCAAACCAUCAAACACACCAACACCAUCACCACCAUCACCAAGGAGGUAGGGCGUUUCAUACCCUGCCGAUGCCUGCUGAGGCUCGGAUUACGCGUCAGAUGUCCUCUGAUAGUGUGUCCAGUAUAAACAGUUUAUCAAGUGCCUGUAGUAUGACGAGCCAACAGUCGGCAGCGACAGACGGGGAUGCAGGGAAGGGAAAGAAGAAAAAGAAGGGCUGGUUAAGAAGUUCCUUUAGUAAGGCUUUUGCCAAGAAAAAGAAUAGGAAUGGGUCCAUGUCAGACUGUGAGAUGGAUAUGGGAAGUCUAAGGUCCAAUGCUUCAGCCCCGAAUUCUCCAUUGUUACAGGUCCACAUGCCAAAUGGUCCAAGUUUUAUCAAAGGUUCACAUUCAUCUGGAGCAAUUUAUGAAGCUGAAGAUGUAUCAACAGUAUUAGAUUUACGGAAGCAACUUCGUGAUAAAGAUAUGAAAUUAACAGACACUCGUUUAGAGGCUCUGUCCUCUGCACAUCAGUUAGAACAACUCCGAGAGACAAUGACUAAAAUGAAAAAUGAAAUGAGUGCCUUAAAAGCUGACAAUGAUAGACUCCAACGUAUGAUGGUGUCGCGAGGACUUAACACGUCUCAGUCUUCCUUAAUUGUUCACUCACGGACAAAUAGUGAUUCGUUGGAUAGAUCUAUUAGUGUUCAAGAACAGCCUAGUUUAGGUAUGUUGAACCCUGCCUUAAUUGCUCACUCUAGGAAAAAUAGUGUUUCAUUGGAUAGACCUCAUAGUAUUGAAGAACAGCCUAGUUUAGAAAUGUUAUUAUCAGAAAGUCAGGAUCGAGAAGGAAAGAGAGUGACAAUGACUGUGUAUUUAGGUUCUAAACCAAGUCCUUUACGGCUGUGUACAGAUGUUUUGAAACCAGCUGAAGUAUUAAUUGGUUCAUUAUCCGUCAGUGGGAAGACAAAAUGGGAUAUUUUAGAUAAUAUUGUUAGAAAAAUAUUAAAGGAAUAUGUUUUACGGGUAGAUCCAGUCACUAAUCUUGGUCUAAGUGCUGAAAGUGUUUAUUCAUAUCAUAUUGGUGAAAUCAUGCGAACGAAGGAAGCAGAAUUACCAGAGUUACUUCCCAUUGGUUACUUAGUAGGGGAGACAAUGCAGAUAGGAAUCUGUUUGAAAGGUACCAAACAGAACAGCGUGGAUUCUCUGGCCUUCGAAACAUUAAUACCAAAAUCUAUAGUGCAACGAUAUGUAUCAUUAUUGUUAGAACAUCGAAGAAUUAUUCUAUGUGGUCCCAGUGGCACAGGCAAGACAUAUUUAGCCCAGAAAUUGGCAGAACAUUUAGUUCUUAGGUCUGGUAAAGAAUUAACAGCAGGAUCAGUAGCCACAUUUAAUGUAGACCAUAAAUCUGCCAAAGAAUUACGACAGUAUUUAGCCAACAUUGCUGAUCAGUGUGAGAACAGUAGCGCUGGAGAACUUCCAAGUGUUAUAAUCCUCGACAACCUCCAUCAUGUUGGUUCACUUGGAGAAGUGUUCAAUGGUUUCCUUAGUGUUAAAUAUCAAAAAUGUCCUUACAUCAUAGGAACAAUGAACCAAGCUACAUGUUCUACAACAAAUCUUCAACUUCAUCAUAACUUCAGGUGGGUGCUGUGUGCCAAUCAUAUGGAACCAGUGAAGGGAUUCCUUGGCAGGUUUUUGCGCCGGAAGUUGGUGGAAGCUGAAGUACGGACAGGAAUUAGAAAUAACGACCUGAAUAAGAUAAUAGACUGGAUUCCAAAAGUCUGGUUACACAUAAAUAAAUUCCUGGAAACACAUAGUUCAUCUGAUGUUACAAUAGGUCCACGGCUGUUCCUUACAUGUCCCAUGGAUAUAACAGCUUCACAGAUAUGGUUUAUAGACCUGUGGAAUUAUUCAAUAAUACCUUACAUGUUAGAGGCUGUCAGAGAAGGGUUACAGGUUUAUGGCAGAAGAGCCCCAUGGGAGGACCCCACAGAUUGGAUCAUAGAGACGUAUCCAUGGACUGUAUCCAAGGAAGAAGAUUCUCAAUUACUACGGAUACGACAAGAAGAUGUUGGCUAUGAUACCCCUGGAAUCAUCACUAGCACCCCACAGCCAAAAGCCAAAUCUGCAGAAGCUACGACAGAAAAUGGGGAUCAGCUGCUGAACAUGAUAAAGAGGCUACAAGAAGCAGCUAAUUAUAGCUCACAAAGUCAAGAUGAUGAUUCCGCUAGUAUUGACAGUCAUAGCAGUAGUAUACAAGAAAUUUCCAUCUCGAGCAUGGACUCCACAUCAUGUGACAUGUGAUGUCACAAACCCAUGUGACAUAUGAUGUCAUGAACCCAUGUGACAUACGAUGUCAUGAACCUAUAUGACGUGCAAUGUCAUGAACUUUUUCACAUUGUUGAUAUAAACUUGUGACUAUGUCAUUUGACUUAUAAAAUACUCGGUGCUAUUUUUAAGAGGCCAAAAUCGGAAUUGUGCAAUGUUAAAAUUGUUACGCAGUAUUUCUGUAUGAUCUGAAUGAUUUUUAUAAUUGAAUUUUCAUUGAGGGCAGCAUUUGGAUUUGGUAUUGGUCAGUUUCUGUUGUCAUUUUGUUUCUCUCUACAUUAAGGGAAAAAUUACUAUAAAUUGAGAUAAAUUUUCCUAUAGGACUUUUUUUCUGCCAUUUUUUUUCAAAAUUAACUUUGGAAAAUUUUUAGGAACAAAGUGAAAAGAAAAAGAAUUUACAAAUACUUACAAAAAUUUGAUCAGAUAUGAUAAAUGAUGUAUUAGUAAGAGAAAUAAAAUAGCUGACAGACUGAAUAUUUUUGUAUUUUUAUUUAAUGCAUGAUUAAGCAUGUUUAUUUUACCUAUCCUUGGUGUUGUUGUAAUAUAUGUUCUUAGCUGUACCAUGCUGGUACUUGUAUUCAUUAAACUAUACAGGGAAUCAGUAAAUUACUUUAUUUUUUGAAGGUAGUACUGGGAGGGGCGAAUGAUUUCUCAUGGUUUGAUGAAUACAGGUGCUUUACCCUGAUUUUUUUUUCUGGGUCAUCCAUUAUCAUGAACCUUGUGAAAAUCUGUUACUAUGUGUUAACCUUCAGAUAAAUGCUUAGAUAUAAAGGUAAAACUGGAACAAAAGUCUAUAUUAGGUCCCAGUGUAAAAUGUUGAGGAGAAAAAAAUGAACUAAAAAAAAAGAAAUUUCUCUGAACUCAUAAAACUAUUUUGAUGAACAUAAUUUUUUUUUUAAGAAAAAGGUUCAACCAUCAGAAUCAAUGUCUGUUUCUUUUCUCCAUUAAUUUGAUACUCUUAAGGAUAUCAGUAUCUAUCCACCUAUCAAUGGAUUUGCUUUUCUAAGGCAAAAAAUUGCUUUUUACAGCAUUUUUUUAGCGUUAAUAUCUCAUAUGAAUAUUUAGAGAUUUGAACAGUACCAAGCCAAAUAUAAAGAAAGGCAGAAGAAAAGGAUACCAUUAAAUGAUGAAAGAACUUGUAAAUGAUUUGUUCUAUUUUUUUUUUAAAUUUAAUAAACUAUGAAUUCUUGUACAGAUUGUAAAGCAUUAAGCUGUGAUAGUAGCUAGACUCUUUGUUUUUAAUUUUAGAAAUGAGGUUAUCGUUUGAAAAUCAAUAUUUGUUAUUGUGUGAUUUUUAAAAAAAAGAUUUUAUUCUUCUUAAUUGAAGAGGCCGCAUUUCAAAAUUAUAAUAGCCUCAAUUUCAUUUAUGUGAUGGUAUCUUUCAGAAUUUUGAAGAGUGAAAUUUGAAACCAUAUCAAUUAUAGACUAAGAGAGGAAACAUAUAUAUAUUUUUCAGUUACUCGAUUAAAAGAAAUCUUUAAAUCCCCAAACUAUGUUAUUUUUAAAUGGCUUCAAUUCUUCUCAAACAGGUCACGACAGACAAUGGAAAGACAGUGGUGUGAAGAGGAGGAUGGUUGAGGGUCAUAUCGGGGUUGUCGUCAUGACGAAUAUUCUUUUGUUUGAUAUUGUGAUAUUUAUUUAUUCUGUCUUCUCCUAGCUUGAGUGGACAUAAAAUUGUUAUUGUACACAAAUGUAUUAAUGGAAUAUUAUGGUAUUUAUUUAUUUACAGAAAGGGGUUUUCCAAUUUGGAUCUGAUUGAAAUCUGUUAUAUAUAGGGUUGAACAAAUAUUUAUAUAUUUCAAUUCAUAUUAUUUGGCACUAUAUGGGGAAAAGUUGAAAUGUUUUAAAAGUUUUCUUGACCUUUUACAAGCACAAAAUUAAUAUACAUGGUAAAUUGUUGCAUAUUUUUAUUGCAUAUUUUGUUAGUUAAUUUCUUAUUAAAGUAACUGUGAAACCUGUUUACACUUAUUCCUUGGUAAAUCAGAAACAAAUAAAUAGGAGCACCAGUCCCAGAGAAGAAAAAAAAAAGAAUUAUUUUAGAAAUUUUACAUCUUCAAAACCAACUCCUUUUAGUUGUGAGCAAUGGUUUCAGUCUUUGUAAGUAUAAAUAGGUUUCAUUAAGCUGGAACAAUGUAGAUUUGUUUUGUGCUUUGUAUUUUAUUAAGGACAGAAAAAUGACGAGUGGUUUAUAAUUUCUCAAUGUUUCAAAUUAUCUCUCGUAUGAAAUUUUUGAAACUAUAAAAUGUGUAAGCAUGUGUAUUGAGUUUUAUCUUUUGUAGUAAUGCUUAUUUGGCUUGUAAGAGAAGCUUAUAGCAGGAGUUAAACUCCACUUUGAAUUUAAUGUCUUGUCUAGAGUUACCUCCCCUUUGAACUAUAGAAUAACCUCCCCUUAUAGUGCAGUUUCAACAGCUUCACAAUGCAAUGACGGUUUAGCUUUGCAAUACAUUGGGAAAUCCAUGGUGUGCAAUAUUUAGAGUGAAUUUUGUUACUGGAAAUGCAGUUGUAUAUUUAACUUUGAAUUUGAAGUAAUUCAUCUUUUUUUAUGAAUCUCAUGUUAAAUUAAUUAGUAAUUUUAGACUCAUUUUUAGACCAUUAUAACAUUUUUCCAUUAUUUAUGUAAAUGGAUCAUAUGUAUUUAUUCCAUAUUACACAUGUUCAUUUUCGAGCUUUUAAGACAUUCAGUGAGUAAAAACAAGAAUACUUUUCUUUUCAUAAAUGUUCCUAACCAAGCAAGCAUAAUUGGUUGUAAUUAUGUUGAAUCAAUCAAUACCUAUUCUAUAUAAAUUUGACCACUUAUGUCUGCUGGGAUGUUUUUCACAUUAACAUUCAUGAUUUUUAGACAAAAUUGAUUGAUUUGUUAUUACACCUUAGGAAAAUUUUAGGUUGGUCAGACAAGUCUUAACGUGCCUGACAAAAAUUGUACCAAAAACUUCCACUAGAUAUAUAGUCAUCAUGAAAAUAAGGAGAUGGGAUAUGCGUCCGGUAGACCAGCCCUUCAACGUUAUUAUUAGGAUUUGAAUUUCAAAUAUUUUGCCUCAAUCAUCACUGAAGAGACAUUAAAUGUCUAAAUGUUCAUCUGAUGCUUGAAAAUUGGUACGUUCUGACUGGAUAUCUGUCGAAAUGUAUUAGAAUAUGUCUGUUAAUAACCCAAAUAAUUCAGUCCCUCCUAAUAACCGAUCUCUCCUACUUGCAAGUAAAUGUAGUAAUGAUAGAUCAGCAGCAUAUAACGACUGAAUUAUUCGGGUUAGUCUGUUAAACGAUAUUGAUUUACUAGAAAAGCUAUAGAAAUCCAUAGGUCAUGUCAUAGCUGUAAAAUCAUGUCAAUGUCUGUUACAUUUCUGUAGGAUGUCUAGCCAUCCAUCCCUUCAAAAAUAGGUCAAAUGUCACAUGUGUUGCUUAGUGAUCAUGUGACAGCCACUAUGUUUUUAUAACAUUACAUAAGAUAAAUACUACAGCACUUUUCUGAUACAUUCUAAUCUUUCUGUGUAAGGGGUUUUUAUAAUCUAUUUUUCAAAGUUAUCUUUGUCUAUUUAGCACAGUUUUUAUGCAUUUUUAUUUUAGAAAGAUGUAGUUAUUUUUGUUGAAUAUACCAGAAAUGAUUCUUUGAGCAAUUUGCUUGAAUAUAUCUUGUGGAAUGAGUUGCUUUAAAUUAUUCAUCAAAUUUAAUGGCUACGUUUAAUUUAAAUUAACUAAAUUAAGGUCAGAUUUGAAGUAACUUUAGGUGACCAAGAGUAUAUAAAAACUGUUAUAUUAAAGCCAUGUUUAUAUUUUUUUUGGAAAAAAAUAUUAAUGGAUUUUGGGGUGGGACAUAUUUUUUAUAAAGUACAUAAAAAAUGUAUCCCUGAAAAUUAUUAUUGUGUCAAAAUAUUAAAAAAUUCAUCAUAACUAAACAUUCCAACACCAGUCAAUGAAGCUAUGACCUUGAAUGUAGUAUAUUACUUCAAUCUGACCUUGAAUUCAAAUAAUAUAUUAAAUUUGAUAAUUUACUUUUGGGUUUUUGCCAUUUUAAAACUUUCACUCAUUUAUGAAUAAAAUAGAAGUAAUUAUAUAUUUAUUUAUUUUUCAUUUAUGUCAUUGAGAAAUCCAUUUUGUUACCAUGUGACCAUGUUUACGUCAUGUGACCAUGUUUUGUAGGUAUUCUUCUUUAGGUGCUGUAUGUAUAUAAAUGAUUGGUAACUUAAAGCUCAAGUUAAGUAGUUUGUACAUACAUUAAGUAUGUAAAUUUAUUUAAAUUCAUGUAAAUUUAUUCACUGCCAACUAACAGUGUAGAUCAUGUUAAUUAUAGAGAAAUAUGAAGGUUUUUCAUGUUUGAAUAAAUAUUUAUUUUGAUCAUGUGAAAAA
Molecule: messenger RNA, 11232 nt
Organism: Mytilus californianus (California mussel)
Lineage: Eukaryota; Metazoa; Mollusca; Bivalvia; Mytilida; Mytilidae
Product: neuron navigator 3-like
Exons: 28
Coding region: 310-6867 (2185 amino acids)
Biological process (GO): neurogenesis; nervous system development
Molecular function (GO): ATP hydrolysis activity; ATP binding; protein binding
Source: RefSeq, a predicted model, not a curated record